This is a messenger RNA of Chanos chanos (milkfish), 2040 nucleotides long. It is a transcript of the gene dvl3a, whose product is annotated as dishevelled segment polarity protein 3a. Gene Ontology annotation, biological process: intracellular signal transduction; canonical Wnt signaling pathway. The transcript is spliced from 15 exons. Gene Ontology annotation, molecular function: frizzled binding. Gene Ontology annotation, cellular component: cytosol. NCBI's taxonomy places the organism in Eukaryota, Metazoa, Chordata, Actinopteri, Gonorynchiformes, Chanidae. The coding region runs from base 1 to 2040 and encodes 679 amino acids. The record is from RefSeq and is a predicted model, not a curated record.
AUGGGGGAGACAAAAGUUAUUUACCACCUCGACGACCAAGAAACUCCUUACCUGGUCAAACUGCCCAUCCCUGCUGAAAGGGUCACCCUGUUGGAUCUCAAAAAUGCUCUUAAGAAGCCAAACUACAAGUUUUUCUUUAAGUCUAUGGACGAUGACUUUGGAGUGGUCAAGGAGGAAAUUACUGAUGACAAUGCCAAACUGCCCUGUUACAAUGGCCGUGUAAUAUCCUGGCUGGUGUCAGCAGAUGGAUGCCACUCAGAUGGAGGGUCAGCGGCUGGGAGUCAUUCUGAUCAUCCGCCAUCUCUGGAGAGGACACAGGGCAUUGGAGACUCUAGACCUCCCUCCUUCCAUGCCAAGGCUGCAGGCGGCCGCAGUGACAAUGAGUCUGAGGUAGACUCUGUGGUUUCAUUCAGGAGAGAACGGGACAGAUCACGCCGGAAACACUCACAUGACCAUGCUGGUGGUAGGACGAAUGGCUACUCGCGGGUGGGCCGAGGGGUGGAACCGGUUGGCUACGACUGCUACGACAGUCGCUCCUCCCUCAUGAGCAGUGAGCUGGAGUCCAGCAGCUGUUUCGACUCUGAUGAUGAUGGUUCCACCAGCCGCUUCAGCAGUGUGACUGAGCAGAGCGGCUCCUCGCGUUUGAUGAGACGACAUCGCCGUCGGCGACGGAAGACCAGGGCAACGCACAUGGAGAGGUCCUCAUCUUUCAGCAGCAUCACAGAUUCCACCAUGUCUCUGAACAUAAUUACAGUCACUUUAAACAUGGAGAAGUAUAACUUCCUGGGCAUCAGUAUUGUGGGCCAGAGUAACGAGAGAGGUGAUGGAGGAAUCUACAUUGGCUCCAUCAUGAAGGGUGGUGCUGUGGCCGCUGACGGACGGAUAGAGCCUGGGGACAUGCUGCUGCAGGUUAAUGACAUAAACUUUGAGAACAUGUGUAACGACGACGCGGUUCGCGUACUGAGGGAUAUCGUGCACAAGCCAGGGCCUGUCUCGCUGACUGUGGCAAAGUGCUGGGAUCCAAAUCCAAACAGCUGUUUUGCCUUGCCCAGGAGCGAGCCGAUACGACCCAUUGACCCUGCUGCGUGGGUAUCGCACACUGCGGCCAUGACCGGGGUCUACCCUGCCUACGGGAUGAGCCCCUCCAUCAGCACCGUCACCUCCACCAGCUCCUCAAUCACCAGCUCCAUUCCUGAGACAGAGCGUUUCGAUGAUUUCCACCUGUCCGUCCACAGUGACAUGGCAACAGUUGCUAAGGCAAUGGCCUGUCCUGACUCAGGAUUGGAGGUUCGAGACAGGAUGUGGCUCAAAAUCACUAUAGCCAAUGCUUUCAUAGGCUCGGAUGUGGUGGACUGGCUCUUCCAUCAUGUUGAGGGAUUUUCCGACCGGCGGGAAGCGCGGAAGUACGCCAGUAACCUGCUAAAGGCUGGCUUCAUCCGUCACACAGUCAAUAAGAUCACCUUCUCCGAGCAGUGCUAUUACAUCUUUGGUGACCUGUCUGGAAACAUGGCCCUUCUGUCUCUGCAUGAUCAUGAUGGAUCGAGUGGGGCUUCAGACCAGGAUACGCUGGCCCCUCUGCUCCACCACACAGAGGCUCCCUGGCCUCCUGCAUUCCCCUACCAGUACCCUCCUCCUCCACCCUCAAUCCCUCCAUCAGAGGGCCUACAUGGCUGCAGUGAAGCCGCAGGAGGUAGUGCUGGAAGUCCACAUAGUGAAGGGAGCAGUGGCUCUAACUGCAGCUGGAGCAGGACAGAUGGAAAAGGGCUGACUGGGGACUUCAGAUCCGGAGGGACUGAGAGCAUGCUGGAUUACGAGUUCCAUCCAGACAGAGCCCCCAGCGAACGCUCAGUGGCGCCCCCUAGCGAAUGCAGCAUGCGGAGCUCCCGUUCUCAUUCUCGCUCCCAUUCCCACAGUCUGAGGCAGCACCCUGCCCCCGGUUCCCCCUCCGGCCGUCGCCUGGGAACCAUGCCCCCCGAACUCACGGGCUCACGUCGCUCCUGCAGCACGGCCAACGGAGAGUUCUUCGUGGAUGUGAUGUGA